Molecule: messenger RNA, 5451 nt
Organism: Priapulus caudatus
Lineage: Eukaryota; Metazoa; Priapulida; Priapulimorpha; Priapulimorphida; Priapulidae
Product: negative elongation factor A-like
Exons: 11
Coding region: 1-1764 (587 amino acids)
Biological process (GO): negative regulation of transcription elongation by RNA polymerase II
Cellular component (GO): NELF complex
Source: RefSeq, a predicted model, not a curated record
AUGUCGUCAGUCGCAGAGAGUGAUACAUCGUUGUGGCUUCAUAACAAACUUGGUUCUACCGAUGACCUGUGGUCUGCGCAAACUAUAUGUUCUCAACUAAGACAGGAAAUAUUAAGGAAUGCUCACAGUUGUUUUCAAGAUUUGCAGUCGCACGUAAAACUAAAAUUCCUGCUAUCGUUUUUACAUCUUCCGAGACGGCACAUCGAACAGUGGAAAAGUGAACUUGAUGAGAUUGUAGAGAUGGCUGUAGGCGAUUCAGACCAAUGGGUAUCAGUUCUCGGAGAACUACUGAAAACCUUUGCCUCGACUGGGACUGUAAACCUAGAUAUUGAGGAAAAUUCUCACCUGUUCGCUGAAGUCACUACUGAACUGAAGAAACUGUGUAAGCGGUCGAGCGACUCGGGCAUGCUGCCGCUCGAGUGCCUCGUCCUCAACAAGACCGCCCUGACCGCCGCCGUCGGUCAGCUGCCGCAGACCGACAAGCACUUUGCGCUGAAGAGGAAGCCCAAGUCGGCGGCGCUGCGGGCCGAGCUGCUGCAAAAGUCGUCUGAGGCGUUAACGAGCACAAAGAAGAACGCGCCGAGCACGGUGCCGAUACGCUCGCGCUCCUCCCUCACGAAGAAACUAGACACGAGCGCUCCACUGAAGGGCCUUCCAAGUCGAGUACCAAUAGGUGGGUUCCGGUCUGGCACGCAGCUGAGCACAGUGGGAAGGUCGUCAAUUGGGGGUGUCUCGGCAGCUGGAAGGAAGGAGGGAGGAAUCAAGCUGCUAGACAUCACUGAGCAACCUCUAGGUGGUCGUCACGCGAAGAAACGGCGUGUCCAAGAGGAGACGAAGCCGCCGCCGCCUAAGGAAGAAGAUACGUCACAGACGGCAACGCCAGACUACGCAGUCGGCCUAAUACCCCCUGCUAGCAUUCCACAGAAACCUCUUGAGCUGGUCUCGGUAUCUGCAUCUACAGCUGUGUCAUCUGCUACUGUCCCCGAGUACGUGCCCAGUCGAACUGCCAUCAUCACAACCAGCCAACAAGUGUCAGCUCUGCCAUCGACGGCUCAGGCGCGCGAGAACCUGCAGCAGGUGCUCAGCAACCAGAGUCAGAACUCGUUCGUGGCGACCAUCGGUCCGUCGGCCAACAGUAUUCGCAGCCUCGUGCAGCAGCACACGUCGCGUGCCACUACGCCGCAGCCGCCGGUGACACAGCAGGUGAGGGUGAUUCGAGCUCAGGCUCUUCCCCAGACUCAGCUGCCUGCUGAACAGCAACCACAGACACAAGCCGCUGAGCCAAAACCGCAGGCGACGCCAGUGUACCAGCAGCGGCCGGUCGCGCCGCUACCAGCGACCCAGCCACAGCCUAACGUCAUAGUGCAGGCCCCAAUACAACAGCAACCAAAACAACAGCAACCACAGCAGCAGCCACAGCAGCAGCAACAACAGCAGCAGCCACAGUCGGCUCCGCAGAAGAAGGGACUAUCUUUGACGAGAGAACAAAUGUUGGAGGCACAGGAAAUGUUCAGGCGAUCAAAUAAGGUUACAAGACCAGAGAAGGCUUUGAUUCUUGGUUUCAUGGCUGGAAGCAGGGAGAACCCGUACCCGCAGCAGGGCGACAUUCUCACGAUCAAGCUGAGCGAGAACACGGAGACGGUGCAGGCGAUCGACGGCGCCUACAAGCCGAUGAUCGUCGAGAUGUACUUCCAGAUGAACUACGGCACGGGUGAGUGGAAGCGCAUUCAGCAGGUGCGCGAGAACAGCGAGUUCGUGCCGUGACGCGGCGGCGGCGCGCGGACGCCGUGCGUGCGGUGUACGCUUUGUGCCGUGAAACGUGCACGCUACGGUGUACAUGUUGUGCUGUGGUGUGCGGAUGGUACGAGCAUGGUGUACAUUUUGUGCCGUGGCAUGUAGGUGAGGCACGUACGGCAUACAACUCGUGCUGCAGAGUGCAGACGAUGCACACGCGGCCUGCGUUUUGUACGCGGCAUGCGGACGAGGAGCGUCGGUGUACAUUUUGUUCCGUGGCGCGCAGACAAGACAGGCGAGUGAGAUGGGAACUAGAUAGGUGCGAUACAGGUGUACAUUUUACUCGAUUUGAGUACGCACGAGGUGUUUGGUUUUUGUAUAGAGAUGUGGAGAGCUAAUGUCAGAGAUAUCUGCUGGAGAGAUCACUUUGGCCCUUGUUAAUAACAGACACUAGGCUAGAUUUCUGCUUGUAUAGAGAGAGAUAUCAGAAAUGAGAGGCAGAUAGUUGCUGUUAGGAACCUCUGACGUCAUGGUGAUGGUGGUGAUCUCUGGUGGAAAGGUCGCGUCACAGGCUGCUAACAGAUGUAUGUAAGCAAGAGUCCAUAAUAGAACAUUUUAAUAGAAUCUAUUUUCUAUUAUUAGACUCUUGAUGUAAGUUAUUGUUGCAGAGCGUCAAUUUUCUGGCGUUUUAUCCAGGUAGAACAUAUCUACUAUUUCGGAUGUUUCCCAAUUACUGACGCGGGAAAAACCAUGUUGCACUUGUUCGUUCAUGCAUCCAAGAUGUUGCCAGUACUUCCUGAUGCGAAUAUAGUCUCAAUCGACUAGGAAUGCGUUUCAAUCAGUAGAUUCGAUCAGUUUUUUACAUUUAGCGCACGCUUUAUCAUCAUUUUUUGAUCGUGCUCCCGCUCUGAUUACUUUUGCUGGUCAAGUUGUUAUCGUUAUUAUUGAUGUGGUGCUGGUCCAACGUAUGUGCAGUUGUGAGCGUGGAUAUCAAGACCAGCUCAGUGUCAGUGUACGUGCUUGUAGCACUGCUAACCAGUGUGUGUCGUCACCAUGCGUCACCUAAUCUGUGGCUGUAAAUUGAGCAGGUAUUCGUCCAGGUAGAUAGGCGAUAGAUAGGUCACUCGCGCGCGCGUGUGUGCGUGUAUGUACCUAAGCUGUGGCAUGUGUCCAGUGUAGCAUGCUAUACAUCCUCCCUAUGGCAAACACCCCCCCCCCACACACACACCACACAAACCCACCACGGUGUGCAGGGUCAGUAAAGGUCAUAUCCGAGUCACUGUUACGAUGCGCCCUGCUAGACAUGUCCGUGCUCAUGCACAAUGUUGAAGGGGGGGACGUUUGCUAUUGUGGGGCCGGCUGUAUAGUGUAUACCAUGCUACGCCAGUGGGCAGGCACCUGUCAGCGUGGUUUUUACCUCAUGCCGCGACGUUAUGCUCGUGAUUGUGAAAAUAGCGCUAAAACGCGACCAAAUCCACUAUCAAAAUCGUCUGGAUUUCUUUAAACUACCUGUAUGUACAAAAUUUGAUUCGGCUCCCUUCCCACAAUUAAAAAUCGGGGUUUUCUUUGAUGUUCAGGUUAGAUUAAAAAUACAGCGCGAUAAAAAAAUCCACGUGGCUUUUCAAACGUUGACAGGUGUGCAGCCGUGGUGUGCACUUGCUGGUAUUAUAACUCGUCAUAUAACUGGUAAUGUUUUGCUAGUUUGUGCUCUCAAAUGCUGCUCACUAGUCUAAAUGCGCUCACGCAUCGCGCUUGUUGGACUCUGUUUCACUUCUGCGAAGGCUUUUUGACAUUAGCAGGGGUUAAUAAUGACAGAUUUGUCAUUAUUAACCCCUGAUAGUAGUAAAGUACCUUUAAUAGAGCAUCACAUUAGAAUUCUCUGUCAUGUGAUAUCGCGUGACAUUUUGAUCAGUAGCAAUUCUUCAUCGUAAGCGGUUUGUACUGUACCCGCUAUGAAGUGUUAUUUUAUGUACCUGGAUGCAAAUAUUAUCAGGGAUGAAUAAUGACAAAUUUGUCAUUAUUAUCUACUCCUGAUAUUAUCUAUAUCCUAACUAGAGAUUUAUAUAAAAGAAGGUUCGAAAAGCUUUAUGGUGAAUGAGCGCUAAACAGUAUAUAUGAUAGAAACACAGGUUAUAUUGUAAAUAUUAUUUUGAUCAGGCACUCAAAUGUACUGCUACUAUACGUUGUAGAGGUUUCAUAAGUUUUUACAUUUACGUGUAAAAUUUGUUGAAUAUGUAGUGAGUUUCGUGGGUCCUGCAUGGAAUCCAAUCCAAAUUUCUUGGAGAAUUACAGUCAGAUAUACGUGGAAGUGUGUUAGGCAAAGAAGUUGUUUUUUAGUAAAAAAAAGAGUGAACAAAAACAAAGGAAUGGACAAGGCUUAAUUAUUGGAAAUCCAACAUCAGCUAGCCUUGGUCUACCUUGGAUUUAUUACAUUCAAUCUCAAUUUGCUUUUAUUCACUACUUGUAUUAUAAUAAGUUGGUCAUGUUGUUAGACAUGUCUUCCUAAAUCAUUAUAUUGAUUGUUGUCAUGUUUUGGUGUAAAAUCCUAAAUCCUACGCUAGAGGUGAAUUCGCCCACAUCUUACUCAUGAUUUCAUGCAAACAGAUGAAUUUUAGUUAUUUACUGAUCAGUAAUUAUUGGGUCAUUCGUACUGCUCUGUGUAAGGUUUAUGGUUUUUAGGUUUUCCUAAGAAGUAUCCCCCCCCCUCCCCACGAUCUAUAACUCCCAAACGAAAAUUUGGGUGGUUGCCAUCUAUGUUGGUAAUUAUGAGGAAAUCCAAAACAAGGAAGCAUGGGCGUGAAUUAAUUUUGUGAAGUAGUGAUUUCAUAUAAAGGUGCUAACCUCAUGUUAAUGCGGUUUUAACCAUUCCUUUAUUGAUUGACGCUAGGUUGGUCAUCUAAAUCGCACCUUGAUAUAUUGAAAAAGUGAAUGUAACACUGUAACAAGGUAAUGUUGUGGAGAGUGAAUGAAUACUACCAUGAAAACAUGUAUAGAAUUUCUGUAUACACGAAUAUAUAAUAUGUAUAGACGGUAUUGAAUAUUCUGUACAUAUAUUCAUGAUACUAUUUGUACAGAGGAAAUUAAGGCUGUCAUUGUGCACAGUCUGACGUCGUGCUGUUUUCAACGAUGGGCUGUUUUGUCGUCUGCGUUUUGUGCUAUGUCGGAGUGACUUAUCGUCAGUGUGUGCGCCACUCUCUUCUGGGUCUGCGUGUUGUAAAUGAAUCUCUGAACGACGUCUAUUUUUCUUGUAUUAGUACGUGGGUAGAAAAUUCUAUUACCGCAGACUCGGUGCUAUUUCUAGAAUCUAUUCUCGGUUUCUUUUUCGCACCCAGCUGUGGCUAAUCGAGUUUUGCCCCCCCCCCCCCACCCACCCACCAUCUCCAUUUACCGGAAAUUUUGUAAUGUGCUAGCAGCCGUCACUUUGAACUGUUGUGCAGCAGCCGAUUUUUUAAUUCCAGCUUGCACUCCUUUCGACGUCAUCUUCACCAAAAUCACAUUUCGUUUGUUUUACCUCUGUUGAUCAUAGAUCAUAGAUAGAAGCUAGAUCAUAGAUGUACAUUGAAUGCACUCCAGGCGAUGGGGGUGGAUUCUAUAGAAAAACUGUUCCCUAACCUAUUAGGGUGAGGGUCAAUGAAGCCUUAUUUCAAUCAUGUUUAGAUGAUGUCUCGAUAUUUUUUCAAUAUGUCGUGGGUCUGCGCAAUAAAUGAUUUAUAUGAA